AUGCGCUCACUUGGAUCAUUACAAUCAGAAUGUGAAUUAGCUCAUGAUCUAACCGAUGAAUUGGAAAUGAAUCAAUUACAAUUGUUUAUAUUGAAAUAUCGUUUAGCUGCAAUUUCUGAUAUUAAUUUUCCAACACCAUCGGAAUUAUUAAGUAAAAUUUCAUUGCGUACAUUACGUCAUUUAAGUUCAUUUGGUGGUGCUGCCAUAUGCUCUCUUCAUUUAUACUUCUUGUGUAAAUUACAAUUUCAAAUUUGUAAAAGAUUAUGGAAUCAACAAGAGGAAUUAAUGCUGAAUGUUUCUCGACUUCAUGCACUUUAUGACGAACAUCUUUUUAAUGGUACCAAUGGUACCAUAAGUGUAUUACUUCCUUCUGGUUCCAUUAUAUGUCUUCAGCAAACAACCAUAGAUAAUGUGAGCGAGAUAUUAUGCAAGGUUUGCGAAGAGCUAAAACUUGACCCUAGGAAAUAUUAUAUUAUAAGAGAAAGUCAUGAUCGAGUUCGAUUACAAGAACGAGACUAUCGAGUGCAGAAGAAAGAGCGAAGUCUUGGAUUAACUAUAUCAGCUAAAAUUUGUAAUGAUGGUGUAAUAAAGGCCAAAGGUUAA
Molecule: messenger RNA, 603 nt
Organism: Loa loa (African eye worm)
Lineage: Eukaryota; Metazoa; Nematoda; Chromadorea; Rhabditida; Onchocercidae
Exons: 5
Coding region: 1-603 (200 amino acids)
Source: RefSeq, a predicted model, not a curated record